AACCAAUGCUGCUACACUCUACCUUCUCCUUCAAUGGUACCAUUGUUAAUGACUAUAAAUAUUCUCUGCUAUACUGCUUUUGCACUCUCACCUAACUAAUUUUCCUUUAAUCCUGCUACAUUUCAAGUACCAUAAACUUUACAGGCUUCUGAGAGAAACAGAAAGAGAAUUAUGGUGUUCCCAUUGGUGCUCCUAAGGCUUGCAAAAUGGCUCUUGUACCAUGUGCUUGUUAACUCAUGUUAUAAAGCAGCAAGGAAAAUAAAGAGUCAUGUGUUUCAUUUGAGUCAUCAUGAGUCAUCAAAACCACUUCAGAAACCUUCAUCUUCCCCUAGCACUGUAAAAUUUGAUUUGGUUGCUUGUGACAUUCAUGGGGUGAUCUUAAGAUCCUAUAAUUCAUUCUUUCCCUAUUUCAUGUUAGUUGCCUUUGAAGGUGGCAGCAUUUUCAGAGCACUUCUAUUACUCUGUUCCUGUCCUGUCCUGUGGAUUUUAAACUAUGAACUGAAGCUUAAGGUCAUGAUCUUCAUCUCAUUUUGUGGGCUCAGAAUAAAGGACAUGGACAUGGCUGCAAGGGUAGUUUUGCCAAAGUUUUACAUGGAGAAUCUCAACCUUCAGGCUUAUGAGAUUCUGGCUUCUGCAGGGACUAGAGUUUUCUUCUCUGCUGUACCUAGAAUGAUGGUUGAAGGAUUUCUCAAGGAAUAUUUGAAUGCUGAUGAUGUUAUUGCUACAGAGUUGCACACUGUUGGCUGUUACUUCACUGGUUUGCUCUCUGGGAAAGGUUUGAUUGUGAAGCAUAGUGCUCUCAAGGAUUAUUUUGGUGAUAAAAAGCCUGACAUAGGGAUUGUUAGCUCAAGUGUUCAUGAUCAGGUUUUUAUCUCUCAUUGCAAGGAAGCUUAUGUGGUGAACAAUGAAGAGUGUGAUCCAGGCUCAGUUAUGCUAUUGCCAAGGGAAAAAUACCCAAAGCCUGUGAUAUUUCAUGAUGGAAGGCUAGCAUUCUUUCCUACUCCUUCAGCAACACUUUGCAUGUUCAUUUGGCUCCCAAUUGGAGUUCUUUUAGCCAUUUACAGAAUGCUUCUGGGAAUUUUCCUAUGUCACAAAUGGACAUUAGCAUUAGUAAUAUGGAGUGGCAUAGAUCUGAAUGUCAAAGACUGUAGCAACCCUCAAAGAUCAGAGAAAGGGGUCCUCUAUGUUUGCACACACAGGACCCUCUUGGAUCCUGUUUUUCUUAGCUUGUGUUUGGGGAAGCCUCUAACUGCUGUCACAUACAGCUUAAGUAAAGUUUCAGAGUUCAUAUCACCAAUUAGGACAAUGAGAUUGACAAGGGACAGAGAAAAAGAUAGGGAAACCAUGCAGAAGCUGCUUAGUGAAGGGGAUUUGGUGGUGUGCCCUGAAGGAACAACUUGCAGGGAGCCAUAUUUGUUAAGGUUCAGUUCUCUUUUUGCAGAAUUGGCUGAUGUGGUUGUCCCUGUUGCUGUUAAUGUUCAUGUGAGCAUGUUCUAUGGGACCACAGCUAGUGGGUUGAAGUGCUUGGACCCACUUUUCUUUUUCAUGAAUCCAAGGCCUAGUUAUCACAUUGAGAUACUUGGAAAGGUUCCUGAGGAACACACAUGUGGUGGUGGAGAGUGUGCUUAUGAAGUGGCAAACUAUAUCCAGAGACAGUUGGGUGAUGCUUUGGGAUUUGACUGCACCAACCUUACAAGGAAGGAUAAAUAUAUGAUGCUGGCUGGGAAUGAAGGAGUUGUUCAAGAAAAAGAGAGCGGCCUAAAGCCUAAGUUUCCAACAACCCAAACCGCACGCAACAACGGAGAAAGGGACGGAGAAAGGGAGACGUCAACCGUCUGACAACGACGAAACAACCUAAGAGGGAAAGUUUUCGACUUUCGCUACCUCCUAACAUGCAACUAUGCAAUACAAGAAGAAAAUGAGAAGAACGAAGA
Molecule: messenger RNA, 1934 nt
Organism: Lotus japonicus
Lineage: Eukaryota; Viridiplantae; Streptophyta; Magnoliopsida; Fabales; Fabaceae
Product: glycerol-3-phosphate acyltransferase 1-like
Exons: 3
Coding region: 172-1839 (555 amino acids)
Biological process (GO): cutin biosynthetic process
Cellular component (GO): membrane
Molecular function (GO): glycerol-3-phosphate 2-O-acyltransferase activity; phosphatase activity
Source: RefSeq, a predicted model, not a curated record